AUGGGGGAGGCGCCCAGCCCCGCGCCCGCGCCCGCGCUCUGGGACUGGGAAUACCUGGACCGCUGCUUCGCCCGCCACCGCGUCUGCAUCUCCUUCGGCCUCUGGAUCUGCGCCGCCUCCUGCUGGAUCGCCGCCCACGCGCUGCUGCUCUAUCUGCGAUGCACAAGGAGAGGCAGACGGGAGCAGUCGGCGCUGUGUGCUGCGUGCUGCCUCCUGGCCAGCCUGUGUGACGCCAUCGGGGCCAUCCUGGCCAGACAGCUCACCAUCCAGGUUUUCACUGGUGCCUACCUAGCAGCCGUUGACUUAGCGAACUUCGUGUUCAUUCUCUUCCCAGUCUGUGGAUCCAAGUUCAAGCCUCAUUCGGGUGGGGACACCCAAGAGAGGAAGAGGAGGCGGCGCCUCAGGGCCAGCAUCUUUGCCCUGGCCCUGCCCUUGAGCCUGGGCCCUGGCUGGGCUCUGUGGGCUGCUGUCCCCAAGGCCUCCGCCCUGGUGCGGGGGCCGCAGCGGAGGCUGCUGGGAAGCCUGCUGCAGGACGAAGCUGAAGUCCUCGGCUACCUGCUGGGUGUCGUCGCUGCCCUUGGCUCCUGGGCUACCCGGAUCCCCCCACUCUCCAGAAUUUGCCGGGGGAAGCCCUUUCCCUCCAUCCAUCUGUGGGCCCGGGCCCUGGCCAGCCUGGCGGGCCUCCUCUACGCCUCGGCCAUUGUGGCCCAUGACCGGCAGCCUGAGUACCUGCUGCGGGCCACACCCUGGCUCCUGACCUCCCUCGGCCGCGCUGCGCUGGACGUUGCCAUCAUUUUGCUGUCGUGCGCGAUGAAGAGCAAGAGGAGGCGGGCUUUGGCCCUGGCUGCGGAAGCCACAGAGAGCGCCGACACCGAAGCCCUGCUGACCUGUGCCGACCCAGAGGAGGAGAGCCAGGAGGCGAGGACCGGGGACAAGAAAACAGAUUGGAUGCCCCUCACCACCCUGUCGCAUGGCAAGUCACUGAGGGCGAUGGCGGCCAUCAGUCACUACUUGGAGCUGACCAUUGAGCCCGUGCAGCAGGCCGGCUGCAGCGCCACCAGGUUACCCGGCGAUGGACGCACAAGGGCUGGGGACGCAUCGCCGCAGGAGCCCCCCUCGUAUCCCCCUGUUCAGGUCAUCCGGGCCCGCGUGUCUUCCAGCAGCUCCUCUGAGGUCUCCUCCAUCAACUCGGACUUGGAGCAGAAGUAUUGGGAGGCCCUAAACUCGGAGCAGUGGGACCCUGAAGAUGUGAAUCUUGAGGGACACAAGGGCAACAUGGAGCCAGCUGGCUCCCAGUCACGUGGAGACUCUUUGAGGCCUGUAGACUUGACUUUGGAUGACUAACACCUGCAGCCAGCCCACCAGCUCAGAGCCCACGGUCAGUAACGCAGCAGGGAUCCCAUGGCAGGAUUUCAGCCGCUACAGAAGCUGCCCAGGGAAAUGAGGAACCAAAAGCUGUUCGUGAGCCUGGCCGAUCUACAUCAUGGCUCAGACAGGAAGUUCAGGCCGUGUGUCCUGUGGGCAGAUCUGGAUAUGUCAGCGUUGUUUGAAGAUCACAAGAUCACAGAUGGCUCUCGCUUUGUAAAGAUAAACCUUCACGUACGGGACAUUAGGGCUCUACCCACCCCCCCCACCCCUUCCCUCUACUCCCUCGAGAUUCAGCCAUAAACGGAAUCCCUUCUAGGUUCCAGGAAUGAGUUCACUUCACAAACAGCUGACGUGUGUGGACUGCAGCAGAGCCUCUUCUGCAAGACUCAAGCCCAGACGAGAGAGGUGGGCCCACCCGCCAGGAGGCCUGGGGGUGUGCACAGGAACUGCUCCCCAGUCAUAUACUUGAGUUACCUGCUGGAAGCUAUAGCUAGGACUGCCCAGGCAACCAAGUGUUUGCGAGAUCACUGGUAUUGCCAAGAACAAACAAAGCAAACGACUCUGGGUGCCAGGACUUCUUAGAACCUGGCACGGUAUGUGCCAAGACAGGGUUUGCAGAUGAAGGGGACUGCAUGCUUCAAGGCCUAACGGAAAGCAUGCCGAGGGUAAGAGGCACGGCAGGAGCACAGCAACCCCACGUUAGCACUGUUCUGAUACUGUGAUCCCCGAGUGAGGGCAUGGGUGAAGGGAAGGGCGCGCGGGUGAGGGCGAACACUGGUGUGAACAAGCUUUUACUGAAUGAAUGGAUGUGACUCACCGUGGAGGACAGGGCUAAGUCUGCCACCAGGGGGACUGGGAGAGAUGCCAAGGAGCGGCUCUCCUCCUGGCUGACCCCAGUAACCCUGUGACUCAGCCUCAGCUGCCAGUCACUCCUAAGGGGUACUGCAUGCCCCGGCAGCAGCCGUGGUGUCUUGGAGAAGCAAGUUGGCUCUGCACAUCUCCACAUAGAUCUGAAUCCCCUGGGUGACCUCUGAACUAGAAGUAAACUUAAAGCCACCUUCUCUUUCCCUUAUUUGAGCUGCCAUGGUCUCUGGCCAUCGUGCGUGGGAAAAGUUCGCUAAGGCUAGCUUUGCUUUGUGAUUUUAACCACUGCAGUUGUACUUUGGAGGAAGGAGAUGUGAGAGGAUGCCUGGGUGUGAGGGGGAAGAGCACUCCAGCAGAGGAGAUGGGACAGAGCACUGGAGGCA
Lepus europaeus (European hare) is the source of this 2615-nucleotide messenger RNA. RefSeq names its product transmembrane protein 44 (gene TMEM44). The transcript has 11 exons. The coding region runs from base 1 to 1344 and encodes 447 amino acids. The record is from RefSeq and is a predicted model, not a curated record. Lineage: Eukaryota; Metazoa; Chordata; Mammalia; Lagomorpha; Leporidae.